Messenger RNA from Tuber aestivum (summer truffle), 2069 nucleotides. NCBI's taxonomy places the organism in Eukaryota, Fungi, Ascomycota, Pezizomycetes, Pezizales, Tuberaceae. The record is from the annotation of a GenBank genome assembly.
CCCCCAAAUAUACAGAACGCACGAGCAUCUGGUGGUGCCCGAAGCUGUACUGCUAGCAUGGCACCCGCUCGGAAACACAGGUGUGGACCCUGCGAGAGCUUUCCCUUUCUAUUAUCGAUUUGUUCUCAAAAAGCUAACGGAUUAGACUUUCUAAAAUGGAUCCUGGGGGUACCAGGAAUCCAUACCCGCAAAAAAAUAAUCGAUUUGAAACUGACCGGUCUUCCAACAGGGCUUGUCGAUUCCAUAGUAAUGGAUCCUGUGCGCUGAGUGAAGCAAGUGGCCAUGAGAAUUCUUCCAGUCGAUCCGGUUUCCAUUCCUCCAACAAGAGACCGCAUGGUGAUUGCAGUGCAGAUUCGGGUCAAGCUUCAAAUACCGGCCCGGCCGCGAACCAACCAUUGAGUAGCCGUGCUCGUGGUCAUAAGAAAGCGGGAGGCUGGGAACCCGCCGGCGGUUUGUAAGUUUGACCCCCUAUUGUCCCGGCCGAGUUUACGCAUGCCUUUAGAGCUAAUAUCUCGCUUAAGUCGCCGCCCAGGGACCUCUAGUGAAGGGCGUGUCGCCCGCUCUACCGUACAACCAGUCCCAGGUCAUGGGGACGGCAAUGGCAUCCCCGAUAGUUUUCGCUGUUUGUCUCUUGGGUCUUGGGACCGUCCCGAGGGAGGAUUGGGCUCGCAGAUAUUCCAAGACGCCGAUAACAGGUCUCCGUUACACCAUCAAGAGGGGGAUGCCGGUUACUUACUCGGUCGAUAUCCAAUAAUUGAUAAUGGGUCCCAAACUCAACUAGAGCCCCCAACGGCGCAACCCAGGGAUUUAAGAGGAUCUAAUCUUGCCAGUGAUCCUGCUGCUUCGAGUCUGGGAAUUUAUAAUGUUGAUAGGAGGCUGGAGGAAGCCUCUAGGUGGUUGGAGGAGAAUAUCAGGCCCAGCCUCAUAGUUGGACAACACCACGAUACUGAGAGCUUGCACCUUACAUCCGCAUGGCAUCGCCAUCACUCUGUGGCAACCAAGGGGCCCCAGAGGUUUACGGAAGACAUCACUUCACAGUCUGCUGCGAUAUACAAGACCAACAGCACUAGCAGCCUCAUUCCGUACCUGGAAAUUAUGGCAGCCGAAUGCUGCAAAAGUCCUACUGCCGCGGCUCGCCCCAAGGGAUCCAAACAAGACGAUAUCGAACCAAAAGCUCAGUAUCAGGAACCUCUCGAGAGAAGAGAUAAAUUUUCGACUGGAAAUCACCCUGCUGGCCAAUUUUUGCCUGCUGCUGGGGCGGUCCCGAUAGUGGACAAUCACCCGAAGAGAUUCCCAAAGUCCGGUCUUGAGCGUGGAAAGAAGCCCCAAGCUGAAUUUAUAAAGGAAGCAGCGCGUGAAGCCUUGCUUACACGCAUCGUUUUUCCUGACGACGGAUAUAAAUCGUAUGUAGAGCACAAGCUGCUUGCCCUCCUUCCCAUUAAGUACGACACGGGCUCGAACAAUCAAGUGGAUUAACUAAAUCAAUUUAUUUUGGUCGUGUUUUUUUUAGGAGAUUUUAUGACAGAGUGGCUCCACGCGCAAAGGCCCGCGAUUUCUGGGAUUAGGUUGAUAAAAAAAUUGACCGGGGUGACAUACCGGAGGUGUCAUCCGGGCACAUUUUCUUGAAUUACCUCCACAUAUGAUACUCAGACUUGCACGCCGAGAGGUUAUGUUCUGGUUCUUUUAGUAGUUUUGAGGCUUGGAGAUUUUAAGGCUGUCUAACCUAACAAGGCUCCAUAAUGGUCUUCUCCUUGUGAUUGUAUACUUUGGGGUUACUGGGUGUGGUCCAAUUCAAAGAGGACAAGUAAUUGAGGUUCCAAAAUUUUAAGGUCCGACUUCAAUGGCGCUUGCGGCCAGAGGCCCCCGUAGUUGGAUUUCUUGAGCUCAGAUCUGCCCCGGCUAGUUUUUGGCUACCAUGAGGGCCUAGAGGAUAUGAAGUUAGAUUAUUUAGUCCCGGACGCGGUUUAGGUUGGGUAGGCAAGUGAAUUCAAGCAUGUGGAGGCGAUCGUCCAACACGAGAAAUAUAUUAUUUAAAAAAAUCAUAUCCCUACGGAUUUAGAUGUAAACAC